GACUCGGUGUCGUGGAGCGCCGAAGCGGUCCCGCGGCUGCGGCUGCGCGGUUCACUUUCGCGAACUCGGUCGAGGGUUAGAAGAAGUGCGGCGCGGGAGAUUCUCAGCUGAACCGCCCUUAAUUCAGCGGGCGUCGGACGUAGCGCUCUGGUUUCUUUCCCGCUUGACAGGUCGCGUCCGUUAAAUCAAAGGCAAAAAGCACCGUGUCCGUCCCUUACGUACACGGGGGCAGGUUAAGGAAAUUUGGAUUUAAGGGACACUCCGUCACCCGAGCGGUGAGGUGGUUAAAGUGAGGCUUUGUAUAGUUACGCUUUGGCUUUUUCGGUUUUGUGGUUAGUGACGUUUUGACAGCUUCUCUUUGGAAGACCGUUCAAGGAGCAGGGACAGCCGCGGAAAUCAAAGUUGAACCGCUCCAUAUAAUGCAGGAAAUAUUAAUGGGGAGUCUGUUUUCUGCAAAGUGAGAUAAUUUCAGACGAGAAGGUGGCAACGGCCUUCCCUAACACCCGAGGCCUCCUCCAAAAUGUACUGCUCAACUUGAUCCCGCCCAUGGAAGUCUUCAGGAGAAAGAGUCCCGCGCAGUAGAACGUUUCUGCCCUCGGCCUUCAGAUCUCCGACUGCAAAACCACUGUGGUUUAACUCCGGGCUUGAGCUUCUGCGAUGACGGUUCUCCCGUCCAGAAGUACCUCCGCUGAGUUUCAGCGAGGCUUCGGGGAGUUAAGCUGCAGGUGGUGGACCCUGUGGAUCAGUGUGCGUGUUGGUUGACCCCGCCGUGUCUGUCUGCACCCCCUGAGGCCUAGCCGUGCUGUGGCCUUGCCUUGUGGCCACAACACGUUUAUCUAGUUAAGGGGAACUUUAACUGGGGAUGCGCGUGGUGGGGUAGUAAGGUUUCUUGCUUUUGAACGUUCAUGUUAGACUUUUCCAGGCAAAACGCAGAGGGUAUUAAAUGGAAAAGAAGCCGGCGUGAUGGGGAAACUAAAUGAAAAUUUUUAAGCUGUUGCUGCAGCUCCUUUUAGACGCCGUGCUAAAGCAGCAUUUUUAUCCGCUCUCAGUCACACUUGCUUCUCCUUGGUCCUUCCCAGUUGUGGGAGCAUCUGAGCAAACUAGAGAAGCGUAUUAAUUAAUGGCACAAUUAGAGAAUCGUUAAUUUGGUGCAUUGUGGGGAAUAACCACCAAGCUGUUGGAUGCCGUGGGUGGUUAGAGGGGACGUUUAUGUUGGCUAGAACGAGGGAGUUUGGGCCGUUUUCAUUUGUUUAAACAAAUCUCUUCAGUCUUCAGGAUGUGCUUAUGCAAGAUUCCAGGCUUUACCUUAUCUUUGAAUUUCUUUCCAUGGAUCUCAAGAAGUACUUGGACUCUAUCCCAUCUGGACAAUAUUUAGAUCAUAUGCUUGUUAAGAGCUACUUGUACCAAAUCUUGCAAGGUAUCGUGUUCUGUCAUUCAAGAAGAGUUCUGCACAGAGACUUGAAACCUCAGAACUUGUUAAUUGAUGACAAUGGUGUGAUUAAACUAGCUGACUUUGGGCUGGCUCGUGCCUUUGGCAUCCCUGUGCGUGUCUAUACACAUGAGGUUGUAACCUUGUGGUACCGAUCCCCAGAAGUCUUGCUUGGCUCUGCCCGCUACUCAACACCCGUAGAUAUAUGGAGCAUCGGUACCAUAUUUGCAGAAAUGGCGACCAAGAAGCCGCUCUUCCACGGGGACUCGGAGAUCGACCAACUCUUCCGGAUCUUUAGAGCUCUGGGGACCCCGAACAACGACGUGUGGCCGGAAGUAGAAUCCCUGCAGGACUACAAGAACACUUUCCCCAAAUGGAAACCAAGUAGUCUGGCGUCUCAUGUGAAAAAUUUGGAUGACGAUGGCCUGGAUCUGCUUUCUAAAACGCUGAUCUACGACCCGGCGAAAAGAAUCUCUGGCCGCGUGGCCCUGAAUCACCCGUACUUUGAUGACCUGGACAAAUCGAAACUUCCAGCCAAUCGGAUCAAGAAAUGCUAACUCUUGGUUCGCAGAGAAGCUGAGGGUGUUUGCUGCGAGAAUACCGAAAGCGUUGCUCCUGUUUUUUAUACGUGUCUGUCUUGAUCUGUUCUAAAAUUAUACUGUUUAGAGUGCUCUGGUUUAGAUCCUCCUCAAAUGUAAAUAUUAACCGAUCCAGUCCUCAAUAAAGUUGUGAACUGUUAAUUAUUCCCACCAUUAUAUAAAUAAAUCCUUCAAAUCUAGGG
This is a messenger RNA of Python bivittatus (Burmese python), 2210 nucleotides long. Lineage: Eukaryota; Metazoa; Chordata; Lepidosauria; Squamata; Pythonidae. The record is from RefSeq and is a predicted model, not a curated record.